GGGCAAGAAUCGUGUGAAAUUCGGGGAUUCGCUGCAGACAGGGCCAUGUGCUGAAGGUGGUGUGCUUGAGCGUCGUCGCCUGGUGAGGCAAGAGCUGAGCAGCCGCCCCUGCAGCCAUGGGCCGGCUUGACACCAAGGCGGCCAUUGCCCGGCUGGCUGCCCAGCCGGACCGGGACCAGCUGCUGGCCACCCUGGCCGAGGUGCGACGCCGCGUGAUCGCCACCAGGCCCGGCCUGGAGCGGUUCGUGGAGCUCGGCGGCCUGGCGGAGCUGACGCGGCUGCUGCGCGAGCCGCAGCCGGCGGACGUCUUCAACUUGGUGCUCAGCAUACUGGGCAACUGCACCACCAGACCGGCCGGGCGACAGCACUUCGUUCGUCACGGCGGACUCCACGCUGUCCUCAAUGUGAUCCAGAUCGUGGCCGACCCGCACGUAGCCAACCGUGGCUGCCGGACACUGGCAAACCUGGCGCAAGAGCCAUCGCUGUGCCGCACGCUGCACCAGGAGGACACGCUGGAUGUGGUGGCGGCGCUGCUGGCGGCCGAGCCGGGUCAGGCACCACCCUCCGACCAUCUACGCAUCACUAUAUUCCGCCUGUGGAGGAACAUGGCGGACACGAGCAGCCACCAGCGCCGGCUGCUGCGCACCGAGUGCCUGGUGACGGUGGCGGCCGGUCUCGGCUCCGGCAACGGCCAGCUGGCGCGCGAAGCUCUCAAGACGCUGGCACACUUCGCCGACCAGGCCGCCCGCGAGACCGGUGCUCAGAUGCAGCAGUGCAGCGAGGCGCUACCGGCGCUGCUGCGGCUGUGCGGAGCCGGCGCGUCGCCGGACCCUCAGCUGGGGUCGGCCGCGCUCCGCCUGGUGCUGGUGCUAGCCCGCGAGUCGUCGCUGCGGCCGCCGCUCGGCCAGCUGGGCUUGCUCCAGAUGCUGUACGACGGCGCCCGACGGCGGGACGAGAGACCAGGCCAGGGCGGGGGCCAGGAGGCAGGCCAGGGCACAGACGAGAAGCCGGGCCAAGGUGCGGACCAGCAGCCGGACCAGGGUGCGGACCAGAAGUCGAGCCAAGUCCGGCAGCCAGCGGCCGGGACGGUACCAGAUUCUGACUUAGAAGACGGCGCGUCGGAGGUGGUCAGCGUUAGCUCCCUUGCUAACCGUAGCUGCCUGGUCAGCGCGCUGUGUCUGUUCUGCUGGGAGUCGGUGAACCGGGCGAGGCUGCGCGCGCUGGGCUGCCUGCCCUGGCUGGUGUCGCUGCUCGGCUCGGACCCCACCUACCAGCAGGUGGAGCGCGAGAUCGCGGCCUACCUGCGCCAGGUGCGCGCCGCCGGCGAGCCGCCCGAGCGCCUGUACAAGUCGUUCAGUCCCACCGACAGCCUGGCGAGCUCGCCGCAGUGCUCGCCCGAUGGCAGCCCGCCCUCGUGGGCUGAGCGGCCCGACCGCCAGCUGAGCGCGCCGCCCAGCUGCGCUGCACUUCUCGACUACCUGCGCCACGCGCCGCGGCCGCAGGCGCGCGCCUCGCGCAUUCUAGCACGCCUCUGCAGGAACCCGUCCUGCUUCCGCUCGCUGGUGAGGCAGCGGUUGGCGUGGCUGUGCGUCAGCCGACUGUCGGCGGCGCAGGCCGAACUGCCGCUGGACGCGCUGCGCGCCGUGGCCGAGACCGGGUACGGGCAGGGCGUGCUCGAGUCACUGCUGGAGCUGGGCGACGCCGAGGCCAUGGCAGCCGUCACCACCCGCCGCCAUCGUCGUCCGCCGUGCCUCUACCUCGCCGACCCGGGCCCGACCGACUUGACACUGGUGCUGUCCGACGCUGUUGGAGCCGGCGGCUGCUGA
Molecule: messenger RNA, 1826 nt
Organism: Pollicipes pollicipes
Lineage: Eukaryota; Metazoa; Arthropoda; Thecostraca; Pollicipedomorpha; Pollicipedidae
Product: armadillo repeat-containing protein 5
Exons: 11
Coding region: 117-1826 (569 amino acids)
Biological process (GO): anatomical structure morphogenesis
Cellular component (GO): cytosol
Molecular function (GO): protein binding
Source: RefSeq, a predicted model, not a curated record